AUGGCCUGCACAAUCACGAUACCCUUCUGGCCCGACUCCACGGACUGCCUGGACUGGUCGCCAGAUAACCAGAUCGCUGUCACUGGAGGAGAACAGAUCGCCAUUCUGACACCAAAACUGAAGGAGACGGCACCCAAUGGCAAGCUCUGGAACACGACUCUUCUGAAAGUAAAUGCCUUCACCGCGAAGGAACACCCCCUCGUAGAUGCACCAUUAAGCAACAUCAACUUUUCCAUCGGCGAGGAACUUUCCCUUCGGCAGGCAAUCGAGUCGAAAUGGUCACCGUCUGGUCUGGCGAUUCACAAAGGCUGUGCGCUCGCCGUGCUCACGGCGAAUCAUGUGCUCAGUAUUUGGGCCCCGAGUGGCAAGUCAGAUGUGGCAAGUAAUUGGGCGCGACAGGGCAUUGUCAAUGAUGCUGUUGCGGAGUACUACAGGUCUAAGGACACAGCGCGGCAGCAUGGCACAGACGACCAGUCAAGUCAGCAGCAGCUCACAGAGCAAGACCGAGUUCGUCAGCGAAUCCGAUCUUUUGCGUGGAGUCCUCCAUUGACUCGCAAUGGCGGUGACGAGGAAUACUAUCUGGCCGUGUCCACCGAAGGUGCUGAUAUUCUCUUUUUCCGAGUUACAUCACCACAUAGCGGCACUUUGACGCGCCCUUCGAAGUGGGAGCUGACCGUGGUGGGUUCGCUUCGAUUGGAGUCAGAUGCGGAAAAUCAUCCCCAGGUCAAUGUCGGUGGCAUCCGCUUCGCCGAGUAUAUCGCCUGGGGCGGAUGGACGGUAGAUACCGCCGGACAAAAUGUCGCCCGAUUCGCAUAUGUUCACGCUGGCAGACUGUUCACAUCUUCUGUCAAGCGAAACACAUCGGCAGAGUCCUCAGCACCAAGUCGUGGGCUGGACAUAGACGACAGCAGACGGGUGUUAGGCGAUCGAACCGAUAUUAUUGGGCCCGUACGAUUUGUGCCGGGAAAACAGCGAGGCUCUUUGAUAGCAUUUGGAGAUGACACGGUCUUCGAGAUCGACGUUGACGAAGAAAUACCCACCGCCCGAACACAUCAUCUGGACGACAGAUGGGAUUGCGUAUCCGGCGUGGCCUUUGCCAAUCCAGGAGACGGCAGUAUUGUCUUGCACAUCACUUCACUGCUUUCAAUGUCGAAUGCGGCAACUACGACUCUCAGUCUACCACUGGAGGGGAAUGACACCAGCGUCCAGCCAUCGUGGCAGCACGCAAUCAGUGAAUUCAGAGCUACAUACGGCGCGGAUCAUAACCUCGACAGCCACGUAGCAGAACGCACGUCGGGCAUUGCGAGUUCGCCAUUAGGAGACUAUGUCGCGACUUGCACGACCAUGCACCCCUCCGACUGCAUUGAAUACGUGAUUGGGUCUGAGCAGAAGAGUCUUUUGAGCAUCACCUUGGAAAGCGAGUCUACGGAAGGUCACUUUCUACCAGCUCCGCCGACGACAUCGUCUCAACCACUAUCUGCUGAGGCAAUCCUCUUCAGUUUGUCGCGGCGACUGGAACAGAAUGCUGAAUCUGAGGAGCGCGAGAUUGUUGGCCGUGACUCGCUCGUCGCCGAAAUUCUUCGCUACCAUCAGCCUUCCAAGGACAGUAUCACCGUCGACAAGUCCACCCUUUUGGAGGCUCUCGGCGACGACCCCAAGCUUCUUUACCGUCAUAUCAAGCAAGCCAUAUUUGUACACCCCGACGUGCUUACUGCUCAAGCAUCGCGGAUUUCGGGCAUCGCACUCAAACCGAAUAUUACUCGAUCAGAGGUUACACGACCAGUAGUACAACGCCUCGUGCAGGAGUUUCUAAAGCUAACCAGCCAAGCUCCAAGCAGUGACAGCCUGAGCGAGAGGAUCAGGACCAUUUUUGCUGUUGUGAACACUAAGCUGUCUCCACCAGAUCCCGCCACGGUCAAUGGAGACAGAGAAAACGAUUCUGAAAAUUGCACGAUAUGCCAGAAGUCCAUUCUGUUCGAGAGCCUGAGGUGGGCGAGAUGCAUCUCUGGCCAUCAAUUCUCUCGUUGCUCGCUUUCUUUCCUCCCCAUCCAGGAACCCGGAACUACAAAAAGCUGCGGCAUUUGCGGUCUACAAUACUUCAACGAGAAGGUUCUCUCGGACAUUACGCCUGCCACGGAGGACAUCGAGAUGGCAGAUGUUGCCACUACGGAAAGCAAUAUAGACACCCCGGCCAAUGACACGUGGGUGGAAGUGUCACGCAACUCGAAUGCAUUUCCACAGCGAACACCAUCGCUAGCGCAGAUUCUCUUUGCCGCAUGCGACGUUUGCGUUUAUUGCGGAGGCAAGUUCGUGGACUAG
This is a messenger RNA of Zasmidium cellare ATCC 36951, 2319 nucleotides long. RefSeq lists its product as uncharacterized. Lineage: Eukaryota; Fungi; Ascomycota; Dothideomycetes; Mycosphaerellales; Mycosphaerellaceae. Gene Ontology annotation, cellular component: transcription factor TFIIIC complex. The transcript has a single exon. The record is from RefSeq and is a predicted model, not a curated record. Gene Ontology annotation, biological process: transcription initiation at RNA polymerase III promoter. The coding region runs from base 1 to 2319 and encodes 772 amino acids. Gene Ontology annotation, molecular function: histone acetyltransferase activity.